This is a messenger RNA of Salvelinus namaycush (lake trout), 918 nucleotides long. Its product is annotated as inhibitory synaptic factor 1-like. Gene Ontology annotation, cellular component: postsynaptic density. NCBI's taxonomy places the organism in Eukaryota, Metazoa, Chordata, Actinopteri, Salmoniformes, Salmonidae. The transcript is spliced from 3 exons. Bases 1 to 918 code for a protein of 305 amino acids. Gene Ontology annotation, biological process: inhibitory postsynaptic potential. The record is from RefSeq and is a predicted model, not a curated record.
AUGUCCCUCAGCAGAGCUCCGGCCCGGGACACCUCUGAGACCCCCAGCCAGACCCCCAGAGAACGCAUCCGCAGCCACAUGAAGAUGGUGAUCAACCAGCUGGACGGCAUUCUCAAAGAGCUCAAGGAUGUGGCCAAGGAACUCCGGGAGGUGGUGGGUCAGAUCGACAAGCUGACGUCAGACUUUGACUUUGACCUGGAGCCAGAUGACUGGACAGUGGCCACAGCGAGCAGCACGUCCAGCAGCGAGAGGGGCCUGGGAGAGGCCUUCAGGCUGGACUUCCUCAACCCUGACGUGCUCCCAGACAGCUGGGAGUUCUGCAGCUAUCUGGAGGCCUCCUGUGGGUGCAUCCCCACCCAGACCCAGACCCCGCCACCCACAACCGCCUCAGCCUACUCCCAAAUGAAUGGGGGGCUGCCCAUCCCUAACGGACCUCUCAUAGUCACCCCAGACUCAUCCAGCGCCAGCGAAGAGGCUUCCAGCUCCACACACAGCCACAAGACCUCCCGCACGUCCGGCACCAGAGAGAGAGUCCGCUUCAGUGACAAGAUCCUAUACCACGCGUUGUGCUGUGAUGAUGACGAGGAGGAUGAAGAGGAGAGAGAUGAGGAGAAGGGCGGCUGUGCGACCCCAGACACUGACGACAGUGAGCCCAGUUCUAGUCAAGCCGGCUCGCCCACACCACCGCUCUCCUCCUCAGAGCACUCCGUCCUCCAUAACUGUCUGGACACUUCUUAUGUCUCGUUACCAGUGAACGUGGCAGCGGGGACUCAUACGCUGCCUAGAAAGGGUCUUCUCAAUCCCGCAAGCUGCCGAAAAAAACUGCUACGGAACAGCAGCACACAGACUGUUUCAGAUAAAAGCACCCAAACUGUACUGCCCUAUAUUCCAGCCAAACAGAAAACAAAGGACCACUGA